Solanum stenotomum is the source of this 832-nucleotide messenger RNA. RefSeq lists its product as uncharacterized. The record is from RefSeq and is a predicted model, not a curated record. NCBI's taxonomy places the organism in Eukaryota, Viridiplantae, Streptophyta, Magnoliopsida, Solanales, Solanaceae. The transcript has 2 exons. Bases 62 to 634 code for a protein of 190 amino acids.
UACCCUUUAGUCUUUCAUUCUUAGAGUCACACACACAUUCAUCUCACAAAAAAAAUAAAAUAUGGCAAGUUAUGGUGCAGUAGUGCAAAGGCUAUCAGCUACUUCUCCGAAUCCUCCAUCCCAAACUCAGCCUGAUGAAUCGAAACAAUUACCGAAUUUCGAAAAAAAUCAACCAUUUUCCUUCCAAGUUAUAUGUCCAUUUAGCAUCCCUGCCACUCCUGAAUCAGCAGCAACGCGAAUAAUUAAAAACUUAGGUAAAUUCGGGCCAUAUUAUGCUGAAUUUGUGUGGAUAGUCCUUUUCAUCGCGCUUAUUCCUGAACGUAAGGUUUCAGUAGUAUAUUUAGUUGCCUUGAAGGAGGUGGCAGUUUUGUACUUGAUAUUGCUUCGUGCAGUGGCCAAUUCUGCCCUGUUUCGUUGGCUUAUCGCGUUCGAUACAAGGCCUAUUGUUCUACCACUGCUAGCCAUUGGGACAUGUGUUGCUCUUAUACUAACUAAUGCUGGAAUCCAUCUUGCAAUCACUUUGGCUGCAACUUUGCCUAUCAUUUCGGCUCAUGCAGUUCUGUGGAUAGCAGAGGAUUGUUCUUUGAAUGAGGAAAUUAAUCAAGAACAUGUACCCCUUGUUCACACCGUGUAAAAUUAGGCUACUUUUGUUGGUUAUUUGUUGCAAUAAAGUCAAGGAUGUUCUUUGUGUAGCAGAGGAUUUUUCUUUGGAUGAGGAAAUUGAUCAAGAAUCUGUACCCAUUGUUCAUACCGUGUAAAAUUAGGCCAAUUUUGUUUGAUGAUUUGUGGCAAUAAAGUCAAGGAUGUUGUGUUUGUCAACUUUUCUUCUGUG